AUGUCGAUGCCAGGGCUCAAACCCAUUAUCUUCUAUGAUAUUCCCAGCGUCGUGCAGAAUGAGCCAUGGUCUCCAAAUACGAUGAAAACAAGAUAUUGUCUCACCUUCAAGGGUCUACCCUUCCAGACCGUCUGGCUCGAAUAUCCGGAGAUUAAGCCAUUCUAUGAGCAGCAUUCUCUCGUACCUACCACCUUGCGUGACAUCAAGGGAACCCCAACGCCCGUGCACACGCUCCCUGUCAUCAUGGAUCCCAAUACAAAUAGGUUGAUUACAGACUCCUUUGCGAUUGCACAGUACCUUGAUGAGCAAUACCCCGAUACACCGAAAGUACUGCCAAAUAACACAGCUGCGCUGGUGCACGUCUUUCACACUGCGUUCUAUGAUGUCACAAAGGGCACCGUCUUGCUGGGCAGUUUUAGAGGUGCUCAGAAGCUCAAUCCCGAGAGCAAGGAGUAUUAUAUUCGGACUCGUCAGGAGCGAUUUGGCAUUCCAUGGGAGCAGUUUGCAACGCCUGAGAAGAGAGAGAAACAGUGGAAUGCACUGCGUGCUGGAUGCGAUACCGUGGACGGGUGGUAUGCGACGAGCAGCGGUCAAUUCAUAUUGGGGGAUACACCGUGUUUUGCUGACUUCAUGGUUGCGGGACUAUGCAAUUGGGUACGGUAUUGCUUUGAGAGUCAGGAGUGGGAAGAAGUGAAGAGCUGGAAUGGAGGACGGUGGAGGAGACUGGUGGAGGCAACUGACAGGUAUCUUGAUUGUUCGAAGUAG
Suillus subaureus is the source of this 765-nucleotide messenger RNA. RefSeq lists its product as uncharacterized. The transcript has 2 exons. The coding region runs from base 1 to 765 and encodes 254 amino acids. Lineage: Eukaryota; Fungi; Basidiomycota; Agaricomycetes; Boletales; Suillaceae. The record is from RefSeq and is a predicted model, not a curated record.